CUGUUGGUGAAUGAGCGGAGCGAGUGCGUCUUGUGACCAUGACUGUUUCUCCGACGUGUGAACAGGGAGUGUGGUUGUUUGUCAGUGACGGUGUGCUGGCAAUGGACGCUCUUGGUGCGUCCCGUGGCCUCUCCGCAAAGGAGCUGGACGCCAUCGAUAUGGCCGUCACGGCUGUGGUGUUUGGUGCGGAGCGGAACCACACGAGCACUGCUGGUAACUCACAUCACAGAUUGCGCCUGCAGCGGGCACUCGGUCAGCAUCUUCUGGAGACGCUAGACGCCGCCGCCAUCUCCACGGCUGUCCUUCAGCUCUGCGCGGUGAUGUCUUCCGGCUCCAUUCCUCGUGAAAGCCCGCGAUGGUAGAUCAAGAGGAGGAGGGGGGGAACGUGGAGGGAUUUGAUGAUUGCGAACGACGCCACGGAAGGUUACUUCCGUG
Messenger RNA from Chara braunii, 435 nucleotides. The record is from the annotation of a GenBank genome assembly. NCBI's taxonomy places the organism in Eukaryota, Viridiplantae, Streptophyta, Charophyceae, Charales, Characeae.